This is a messenger RNA of Selaginella moellendorffii, 1521 nucleotides long. RefSeq names its product pentatricopeptide repeat-containing protein At4g02750. The transcript has a single exon. Gene Ontology annotation, biological process: RNA modification. Lineage: Eukaryota; Viridiplantae; Streptophyta; Lycopodiopsida; Selaginellales; Selaginellaceae. Gene Ontology annotation, molecular function: protein binding; RNA binding. Bases 1 to 1521 code for a protein of 506 amino acids. The record is from RefSeq and is a predicted model, not a curated record.
AUGCCGGGAUGGAGCGAGGCUUCCUGGACGCUCGUAAUCCACGCGCUCGCGACGCAGGGCCACUUGGAUCUCGCGACGAGCAUGAAAGAUCGAUUUGGAUUCAAGAGCGCCGCGAUCUCUAGCAUCCUCGUCAUGGCACACGCUAGCGAGGGAAAUCUCUCGCGGGCUAGAACGGCAUUCGAGGAGCUGGCUGCUCCAGAUCUAGCAGCGUGCAAUGUGAUGAUCGCGGCAUUCGCACAGAAUCGAGACCACAUCGGCGCCAAGAAUCUCUUCGAGAGGAUGGGAGAAAGAAACAUCGUUUCUUGGAAUUCUUUGAUCACCGCGCACGCCAAGAACGCCGAGCCCGAGCUCGCGAGAGCUGUUCUUGGCAAGAUGCCGCAGCACGACAUCGUCUCCUCCACCGCCGCGAUGCUUGGCUACGCUUACACCGGCGAUAUGUCCUCCGCCAUAGCGCUCUUCCUGGCGAUGCCGCAAAGGAAUCUCAUCUCUUGGAACACACUCGUCUCCGCCUAUGGUCACAGCGCGAGCGUGGAAGGCGCCGAGGAUUCCUUCGCGAGGAUGCCGAAGUGGAGCAUUUCGUCGUGGAUUGGAUUGAUCAUCGGCUACUGCCAAGGCGGCCGGAUCCAAUCUGCCCUGGCCGUCUUCCGCGAUCUUCCAGCGAAGAACACCUCGGCUUGCAACGCGAUGCUCACGGGAUUGUGCCUCAACGCUGUGAUGGACGAGGCGCUGGCGCUGUUCUUGGCGAUUCCUGCCAGGGACGUGAUCUCCUGGAGCGCGAUCGUCACCGGCUUCCUCCAGAGCGGCGACGCUCGAUCGGCGAUGAAAUAUUUCUUGCUCAUGGAUCUUGAUGGAAUCAAGCCCGACGAGAUGGCCUUCUUGGUGGCGAUCGAUUCGUGUGGCGCUGCAUCGGAUCUAGCUCGCGGCCGGUUCCUCCACGCUGAGAUUGACGCUGCUGGCUACGAUUCCAGCUCCACGGUCGCGAAUUCGCUGGUCGGGAUGUAUGGCAAGUGUGGAAAUCUCCAAGAAGCAAGGCGGCUAUUCGAUCGCGGGGGUGCCAGGCGGAGCUCCGGGCUGUGGAACACGAUGAUCUCUUGCUACUCCCAGGCCGGAUUUGUGAGGGAGGCGCUGGAUCUACUCCAUGCGAUGGAGCAAGAUGGAACAAUCCCGACGGCCGUGACCUACAUCGCGGCGCUCAGCGCUUGCAGCCAUAUGGGGCUCGUGGAGCUGGGGACGCAUCACUUCACGGCGAUGAGUGAGAGCUAUGGAAUCGCACCCGCGGCCGAGCACUACGCUUGCAUGAUCGAUCUGCUCAGCCGAGCCGGAAUUCUCGAGAGCGCCGAGGAAUUCGUGGAGAGAAUGCCAGUGGCGCCGGAUGGAAUCGCGUGGACGGCGUUGUUGGGCGCUUGCAAGAGCCAUGGGGGCGUCGAUGCGGCGGAGAGAGUGGCGGAGAGAGCGCUCCAAAAGGGCGGGCAGUGGGCGUCGUCCUACAUUCUCCUCUCCAACUUGCAAGCUUGUUCUUGA